CGAGGGCGACGACAAGAUGGCGGCACCCAGCUUGGUGCGCGGGGCGUUCAGGCGGCUGUUCGCCGGGCUCUGGGGGAGCGGCUGGGUUUCACCACCGGCCAGAACCCUCCGGGAGGUCGUGGAAGUGACUGAAGGCAACACGACCAUAAUUGAAGGGAAAAUUAUAGAGGAUGUUGAAACACCAACGCCUCCUAACCCCUCUGGCCAGUGUCCUAUCUGUCGCUGGAACCUGAAGCAUAAGUACGAUUAUGUGGAUGUCUUGCUCUUGAGCCAGUUCAUCCGUUCUGAUGGAGGGAUGCUGCCACGAAGGAUCACAGGCCUCUGUUUGGAGGAGCACAAGAAGAUUGCCGCCUGUGUGCAGAUGGCACACCGCGCAGGUUUGCUGCCAAACCACAGGCCUCUACUUCCUGAAGGGCAUGUUCCCAGGAAACCCAAGUUGAACAGGUAUCUGACUCGCUGGUCCGUCAGAUCUGCAAAGCCCAUCUGGAAGAGGGGCCCUAAGUGGUGCAGAGUUCCCAUGCCGGUUGGAAACCUUCUUCUGAAGGAUAAUGUCAAAUAUAUAUACAAGCCGCUUUAUUACAACCACUAGAUUCCUGAACUGGCACAGUCAAUGAGCACAGCUGUUUUACACUGUUCUGUUUUUUUGUUUGCAAGUUUGCUGGUAUUUCCAAAUUCAAAAACUCUCAUUAGUGCUCUGUAUUGUCUCUGGUGAAUAAGCUGCGAUGUUCCUCAAGGAAAACAGGAUUCAGCAAAGCAGAAUUCAACGUUCAGAAUGAUUUUGGAGAAAGCAGGGGGCCAAGAUUUUACCUCAAAGGCAGGAAGGCUUCUUUGUCACUGUAGUCUACUGCUGGGCUUGGAAAGGUGGUUUCCUUCUUUCCCAGAAAUAAAUGGUAAUUCCCCUUUAA
Lagopus leucura (white-tailed ptarmigan) is the source of this 905-nucleotide messenger RNA. It is a transcript of the gene MRPS18A, whose product is annotated as mitochondrial ribosomal protein S18A. Gene Ontology annotation, molecular function: structural constituent of ribosome; small ribosomal subunit rRNA binding. Gene Ontology annotation, biological process: mitochondrial translation. The record is from RefSeq and is a predicted model, not a curated record. The transcript has 6 exons. Lineage: Eukaryota; Metazoa; Chordata; Aves; Galliformes; Phasianidae. The coding region runs from base 17 to 589 and encodes 190 amino acids. Gene Ontology annotation, cellular component: ribosome; mitochondrial small ribosomal subunit.